Vicugna pacos (alpaca) is the source of this 4519-nucleotide messenger RNA. Lineage: Eukaryota; Metazoa; Chordata; Mammalia; Artiodactyla; Camelidae. The record is from RefSeq and is a predicted model, not a curated record.
AUUAUUAGGUAACUUGACAUUAAAAAUCUUUUUCUCCAUCCCUGAAGUUGAGCAUACAUUCUUGUAGAAGAAUGGAUUUGUUGACACUCAAGCAAUUUGCAGUGCUCCUCUGGAAAAAUUUUACCUUAAAGAGGAGGCAGUUCUUCAGUUUAAUUUUCGAAGUCCUUACAGCAUUGGUGUUUCCAGUGAUGCUUUUGCUAUUCCGUGCAAUUAUUAAGUUACCUGUUAAUGGACCUUACAAUUUUACUUCUCAGCCCAUCAGAACUCUGCCUCCUUUCCUCCAAAAUCCUAGAGAAUGGAAAUUGAUUUACGUGCCUUCUAAAAUUGAUGUGGUAAAAGAGAUCACUGAGAAUGUGAAGAGGAAUCUAAACAUUGAUAUAAGAGUUCAAGGCUUUUCUUCGGAAUCUGAGUUUGAGGAGUAUGUUAAGUAUGACUAUGGAUCUUACAAAGUGCUGGCUGCCAUUGUUUUUGACUGUGACUUCAAAAACAGCGAUGAUCCUCUGCCGCUUCAGGUAAAAUAUCAUCUGCGUUUUAUUAGGAUACAGAGGACUAUCUUGUGGCCAGACACAAUAGGCUGGAAAACAUCCUUCCUUUUUCCUAAUCAUCCCUUUCCGGGACCCAGGAACCCAGAUCAUAAUGAUGGAGGAAGCCCUGGGUACAUAAGAGAAGGGUUCCUGGCUGUACAGCAUGCCUUAGAUAAGGCCAUCAUGCUGUACCAUGACAGCAAUGCUAGACAGAAGCUGUUUGAUGGUAUCAGCAUCUUUGUACAGAGAUUUCCAUACCCAGCUUAUCCUCAUGACGGAUUGCUUUGGCUCACUGGUUCUUACCUCCCUUUGAUAUUUAUACUCAUGUUCUCUCCAACUGUACUUUCCAUCGUGCGAUCCAUUGUAUGGGAAAAAGAAAACAGAUUGAAGGAGUACCAGCUCACAAUUGGAAUUAGAAACUGGAUGCUCUGGGCUGCCUAUUUCUUCACAUUCUUUGUUUUUCAUAUCUUUAUUAUUGCCUUAAUAUGUAUGUUAUUCUUCACUAAGAUUAUCCGUGAGCCACUCUUCCGCUACAGUGACUGUGGUUUCAUCUUUUUCUUUCUUACGUGUUAUGCCAUUGCUUCGAUAUUCUUUGCCUUUAUGAUUAGCACAUUCUUCAGUAAAGCCCGUUUGGCUGCUUCUGCUGGAAGCCUGAUAUAUUUUGCCAGUUUCUUCCCAUUUAAUUCCGUUGCUCAAAACUUUGGAGAAAUAACCCUCACCAGGAAGGUGGCUUCAUGUCUCAGCUCAAAUGUUGCAGUGGCCCUGGGGAUUAAACUUCUGGUCACGCUGGAAAUAAAGCGAAUUGGUGUUAAGUGGGAUAACCUUUGGACACCAGCCAGCCUUGACAAUAAUCUCGUCCUGGGCCAUAUGUCGGGAAUGCUUUUACUUGAUGCCUUCUUGUAUGGCCUUGUGACCUGGUAUAUAGAAAACGUCUUUCCAGGGCAGUAUGGCGUGCCCAAGCCAUGGUACUUUUUUCUUAUGCGCUCAUACUGGUUUGGCCAACCAAGAAUCAAAAGAAAAAAAAGAAAAGUGAAAGAUGGUGAAGUAACUCAAAACAAGUAUUUUGAGCCUGAACCUACCAGUUUGGUGGCAGGUAUCCAGAUCAAGAAUUUGUACAAGGAAUUCGGUGACAAAGUAGCAAUAAAUAACAUGUCAUUGAAUUUAUAUGAGGGUCAGAUCACUAUUCUUCUAGGACAGAAUGGUGCAGGAAAAAGCACAACCUUAUCUAUUCUCACAGGUCGUUACCCUCCCACAAGAGGAGAAGUCUAUGUUGAUGGAUAUGACAUCACAAAGAACAUAACUAAGAUUCGAGAAAGCUUGGGCUUCUGCCCUCAGCAUGACUUGUUGUUUAAUGACCUGACCCUGUCAGAACACCUUUUUUUCUACUCUGUGGUAAAAAGUGUAUCCCACAAAGUGUCUCCUGUGGAAAUUGACCAUAUGCUGUCUACUUUUAACCUGCUAGAAAAGCGUGAUGCAUUUUCACAGUCACUGAGUGGAGGAAUGAAGCGCAAACUCUCCAUCAUUAUAGCACUUUUAGGGGGCUCCAAGGUAGUGAUACUUGACGAACCAUCAUCUGGCAUGGACCCAGUCUCAAGGAGGGCCACCUGGGAUCUCCUUCAGCAAUUUAAACGCGAUCGUACCAUCUUACUGACCACCCACUACAUGGAUGAAGCUGACGUCCUGGGUGACCGAAUUGCCAUCAUGGUCGAUGGGACCCUGCGGUGCUGUGGCUCUUCAAUCUUCCUGAAACAAACAUAUGGUCUCUCCUCCCUUUAUUUUCUUUUCUCUUCCUUCUCUCCUUCCAGGUUUGAAGUUCUGUUUAACGAUCUGGAAACGAAUCAAAAAGAGCUGGGCAUUGCCAGCUUUGGUGCUUCAAUCACUACCAUGGAAGAAGUCUUCCUAAAGGUCAAUAGGCUGGCAGAUUCCCAGAUGAAUGUUCGGCCUACCCAGUCUACUCCUCUGAAGAGCAAAAAAAUAAGACAAGACAUGAAGCAGAAUAAGAAUGUGUCCAGAAAUUGCAACAGACCAGUUUUUUCCAGAUUGAAUGAAAUUGCUAACAUUAAAUUUAAUACUGGGUUUCUACUAUACUGCCAGCAAUUUCAUUCCAUGUUUAUGAAGAGAGCACUGUUCACUUGGCGCAAUUGGAAGUUGUCAUUGCUACAGAUAUCAGUAAUUUUGUUUGUCACUACUUACCUCUUCUCAAGUUUAAACUUAGAUUCUGAGCCACCUGCCAGAGAAAUGGACUUGAGUCAAUAUGGUCGAACAAUUGUGCCUUACUCAAUUUCUGGGAAUUCUGAUCUUGCUCUGAACAUCGUAAAGAACCUUGAGAUUUUUCUAAAGCUUAAAAAUCAAGAACUUCGUAAAGUACAAGGUAAUGUAAAGAAUUACAUAUUGGAAAAUAAAGAGUGUCAUGACUUCUCCAUUAUUGCAUUUUCCAUUGAGGUUGUGAAAAACAAAACAGUAUUUACUCUUUUGUUCAAUAAUGAGGCAUACCAUUCAGCUGCAACAUCCCUGGCGGUGUUAGACAACAGUCUUUUUAUGUCACUUUCUGGCCCCAAUGCUUCCAUUAAAGCCUCCAACAAGCCUCAACCUCUCUCGCUUUAUGGUUCUAACGAACUGCCUACAAGUGGAUUAGAAAUAGUAUUAUGUUUGGCUUUUGGCAUGGCUCUUGUGGCCGGUAGCUUUUGCCUUCAGACAGUGACUGAGAGAACUAACAAGGCAAAGCACAUCCAGUUUGUGAGUGGAGUCUAUUUACUUACUUACUGGCUCUCUGCUUUGCUGUGGGAUCUCAUCUACUUCUUUGUUACCUGCUGCUUACUACUGGUGAGUGUUGGCUCUGUUUUCAGUAUCAUCAUUCAUGCCGUAAUUCAAUACUAUAGAAAGGACAUUCCUCAAUCCACAAGAACUUCCAUAGGUAAUGCAUUAAUGAUGCUUCCUGGUAACAACUUUGUAGUGAGUAUCAGCAGAUUCUUUGAUGACUAUCAGGUGAAAAAACUAUGUGCCAAGCAAUUGAAAAAUAUCUACCUGGACUGCGGAAAAAAAUUUGUUAAGAACAAGAUCUACAGUUUUGGAGAACGCGGGAUUACAAAGUUUUUGAUUUCGUUGGCUGCCCAGGGCCUUAUUUAUCUGCUGUUGCUUUUGUGUCUGGAAAGUACAUUCUGGAACCUGAAAAACUUUGUCUAUCAUAAAAUUAUAUUUAAUGUCUACAAGAAAUUCAUGAAAGGCAAGAAGGCUACAGUGUCCACCCAAGUAACCAAGGAAUAUGAGGAUAAAGAUGUAGAAGAUGAAAGGAAGAGAGUCCUGACACUGUUAACUAAUUUGAAGCGUGCCCCACUACUUCUUAAUGAUCUUACAAAGAUUUACUAUAAGUGUCCAGUUGUAAAGGCUGUAAGAAAUAUCUCCCUUUUAGUCCAAAAAUAUGAGUGCUUUGGAUUACUUGGAUUAAAUGGAGCUGGAAAAACCACUACAUUCAAAAUGUUGACUGGAGAGGAGACCACAACCUCUGGACUUGUGUUAAUUGAUGGCAUUAGCAUCACUGAAAAUAUCAGAAAGAUUAGGUCAAGAAUUGGCUAUUGUCCUCAAUGUGACCCCAUGCUGAACCACAUGACAGGUCGGGAAUUGCUGAUCAUGUAUGCCAGGCUGCGGGGGGUCCCGGAGCCAGAUAUUUACAUGUAUGUGGAAACUUUUUUGCAUUCAAUGCACCUGGAAACCCAUGCUGACAAGUACAUCUACACAUACAGGUAAGACAUUAUGCUACUGUAUUUAUUAAGCUGCCUGCUGCACACCUGUGUUUCUACUGUUAGAAUGAAUGCCUGUAAACUCAACCUGACAACUCUGUCACACAGAGGCCAUGACUAUGAAAGAGCCUUAUGUCUUGUCAGGGUUUGGAUGUCAGGAAUAAGGCAGAUCACACUUGCAUGAAGUUAACUUUUUGUAGGCAUAAGCUGUAGCCUUUGCAUUUCAAAAAUGAGCAGCUUCAUCCAUAUAUGACUAUG